AUGGUGGAUACGCCGAAUCCGCAACAGCAGCAGCAGCAGCAAUUGCAGGGUCAGCAGGGGCAAGGGCAGGGGCAGCAAGGGCAAGGCGGGCAGGGACAGGGGCAGCAUAGAAGGCGGGCGUCGGGGUUCAGGAGGGUGAGGGACGGGCGGGAUUUGAGGCCGUAUGUGAACCAGCAGCCGGCAGGGCGGAGGGUUGAUGAGCGCGGGGUGUUUUUGUCGCCCCUGCGCCAGCUGACGACGAGCAUCCUGGAGACGUACCGGAUCUGCAACCCGGCGUUCCGCUAUGAGUCGACGCAUAACCCGCGGCGCGUGCUCACGAAGCCGAGCAAGCCGGCGCACAAUGAUGGGUACGAUAACGAGGAGUACGAUUAUAUUCUGUAUGUGAACGAUCUUCUGGGGAGUGAGGAUGGGCAUAACCGGUACCUCAUCCUGGACAUACUGGGCCAGGGCACGUUCGGGCAGGUGGUCAAGUGUCAGAACAUGAAGAAUCAUGAGAUCGUCGCGGUCAAGGUCGUCAAGAACAAGCCUGCGUAUUUCAACCAGAGUAUGAUGGAGGUCACGAUCUUGGAGCUGCUGAACAACCAAUGCGACCCGCAAGACGAGCACCACAUCCUGCGGCUGCGCGACUCGUUCAUCCACAAGAACCACCUGUGCCUCGUGUUCGAGCUGCUGAGCUCGAACCUGUACGAGCUGAUCAAGCAGAACCAGUUCCAGGGGCUGAGUACGCAGCUCGUGAAGGUGUUCACGGCGCAGCUGCUCGAUGCGCUCUCGGUGCUCAAGGACGCGCGGCUGAUACAUUGUGAUCUGAAGCCGGAGAAUAUACUGUUGAAGUCACUGCAGUCCCCGCAGAUCAAGGUGAUCGACUUCGGGUCGGCGUGCCACGAGCGGCAGACGGUGUACACGUACAUCCAGUCGCGGUUCUACCGCUCGCCCGAGGUCAUACUCGGGAUUCCGUACACGGCCUCGAUCGACAUGUGGUCGCUCGGGUGUAUCGCGGUCGAGCUGUUUUUGGGCCUGCCGCUGUUCCCGGGCACGAGCGAGUAUAAUCAGAUUACGAGGAUCGUUGAGAUGCUUGGGAUGCCGCCGACGUACAUGCUCGACAUGGGCAAGCAGACGAAACAGUUCUUCGACUCCUUCGUGGACGUGUACGGGCAGAAGAAGUACAGGCUCAAGAGCCUCGAGCAGUACUCGCGCGAGCACGGCACGAACGAGCAGCCGGGCAAGCAGUACUUCAAGGCGACGACGCUGCCCGAGAUCGUCAACCAGGCGCCGAUGCCGAGCUUCAAGAGCUCGUCGAGGCAGGGACACGAGGUCGAGAAGGAGCUGAACAAUCGGGCGUCGUUCAUCGACUUCUGUCAGGGACUCUUGAACUUGAACCCGAUUGAGCGAUGGUCGCCCCAGCAGGCGCGGAUGCAUCCGUUCAUUACAGGCGAGAAGUUCACAAAGCCGUUUUCCGUGCGUAGUUUCUUUUCCUUUCAAUGCCCCGCGGGUGCGGGGGAAAGUCUGCCGAAAGCUGACUGA
This is a messenger RNA of Coniophora puteana RWD-64-598 SS2, 1521 nucleotides long. Its product is annotated as kinase-like protein. The record is from RefSeq and is a predicted model, not a curated record. The coding region runs from base 1 to 1521 and encodes 506 amino acids. Gene Ontology annotation, molecular function: protein tyrosine kinase activity; ATP binding; protein serine/threonine kinase activity. Gene Ontology annotation, cellular component: nucleus; cytoplasm. The transcript has 7 exons. Gene Ontology annotation, biological process: peptidyl-threonine phosphorylation; peptidyl-serine phosphorylation. NCBI's taxonomy places the organism in Eukaryota, Fungi, Basidiomycota, Agaricomycetes, Boletales, Coniophoraceae.